Molecule: messenger RNA, 468 nt
Organism: Quercus lobata
Lineage: Eukaryota; Viridiplantae; Streptophyta; Magnoliopsida; Fagales; Fagaceae
Exons: 1
Coding region: 1-468 (155 amino acids)
Source: RefSeq, a predicted model, not a curated record
AUGGAACAAGUUGUUAUUGAUGGAUUGCAGCAUCUCCAACUUACUAAAGAGGAAGAAGAAGAAAUCUCCAUAUCAACCGCUAGCAGCUCAAACCUCUUAGAAGAGUUCAAGCUAAGUCUGUUUGGCCGGCUUCUAGCUGACAGAAACCAAAACAUGAGAGCUUUUAAAUCAACUCUUAGAUCAGUUUGGAAGAUGGGUUCGGAUUUACGGAUCGUUGAUGUAGGAAAAAAUAUUUUUCAGUUCAAAUUUAGCUUAAGUUAUCAACUAGAAUGGGUUGAGAGAAAUGGUCCCUGGAAUUUCGACAAUAACCUCCUGCUCCUUUGCAGAUGGAGGAAAGGUUUAUCAGUAACAAACAUCUCUUUCACUCACUCUCCUCUCUGGAUCCAAGUUUGGGGUCUUCCAUUUGAAAGUAUGACAGAGGAAGUUGGAAAGGAUCUUGGCAGCAAGUUGGGCAAAUAUAUUGAAUAA